AGGCAGCACACAACAACAUCAUGCGUGAGAACCGACAUCACUGAACUCAGCUAGAUGGGAGAGUCAUGCUUCUCUCAAUAUUUUAACUUUUUGCCAUGGCUAAACAGUACGACGUUUUGGUCAGGUUGCUCAUGCUUGGAGACUCGGGGGUCGGGAAGACUUGCAUGUUACGCAGGUUCGCGGAAAGUGAGUUUAACCCUACACACAUAUCCACUAUCGGUAAGUCCAAGUUUUGAGUGACGUUUCUAAAAGUUAUCCUAUGUCUGUGUUGGUCUCAUAAAAGCGGAUACUUAAUGAGACUUUUGUCAGACUAAAAAAAAUAACCGAUGCUGCAGCCUGUUAUUGAAACAUUUACCCAGUUUUCCUGUGGUCAGAGUGUAGAAGUAGGCCUAUUUAGUAGGAUUAGUGCAAAGUGCCUCAGGUCACAACAGCCUUGAAACUAACUGAAAAACCUGUCAGUAUUAAGACAGCUAUACAAAUAGAGACUAUGCUAAAAUAGUUAUUUUUGAAUGAAUUACGUCUCCAAACUGAAGUCUGAGCAAGUCUGUGAAACAUGUCUCUUAAACAAUGACAAGGAAGGUUUUUAAAAAUGAUUUCUUUCUCAUGUCAGCUUUUCAUUUUCCUGGGUGUUUGUUAUUGUUCUCCCAUGUUUGUCCUUUUUGUUUAACCUGCUGAUAGAUCAGCUAGUCUGUGCUCUAUGUCCAUGCAGCAUGCCUCUUUUCCUGACUUUUAGAUAAUGAUUUGUAGAAAGAUGGAGAGACUAGUUUUUAAAAAAAGUUUAUUUCUAUUCAGUUAAACAAAGAAAAUAGUGACUUUGAUGUUUUGCAGUAGCAAUAGCUUGUUGUGGCUGUGAAAGAAAGCCCCGGAGCUUAAAAGAGAGCUUAAGUCAGGGUCGAAGGUUUUUAAGGUGAAGCUACAUUGUGGGAAAGCUUUAUAGGAUUAAUCAAAGUUAUUCGAGUGCACAGUGCAUGAAUUCUCAUAGCUACUACAUAAAUAAUGGCUGUUGGAUAGUUACAGUGCCUUGGUCAUCUCAUCAAGUGUGCAUUAGUUUCUCACAAAAUGAUGUUGUAUACCUCCUAUUCCUGUGUAAGGUCCCCCUAUAGAAAUGGAGAAUACCAGCACUGAAAAUGCUGUAGUAGAUGUUACAGAAGAAGCAAACGUUUUAAUGUAUUUAACAUGUCCUCUAUCAACUCACUGCCACACUGUCACGACUUACUUAAGUGGAGCAGAGCCACUGUUAAUGUUGUAAACACAUGUUAACAAAAUUAAGAAAGCUAACAGAAGAUGACACAUGAUGCGGUGACAUGAAUAACCCUCUCCUCUGGGAUAAUGCACUUAAGAGUAAAUUACACCGUUAUCAUCAUUUGAAAGGACACUGUAAAAGAACACCAGAAGGAAUUUUAAAGCAUCUAAUGUUUUGAAAGCGAGCAUGAAGAAUAAAAAAGGAUGUUUCACAGUCACACUGUCAUGGCUUGUUGGGGCGCUUGAAUGGAACAGGGCUAUUGUUAAUUUGCACAUGUGCUUCGACCACUAGUCACCAGACUCUCUGUAUAAGAUCACUAAUAAUUUAUUUUAAAUCCCACAUUUUAUUGCAUAGUAAAAUAUAUCAGAGUGAAAAGUAUCUUGAAAAAAACCUAACCUGGCAUGUACUGCAUAAAGCAUGAUUGGCAGAUAAAUAAAGUGUCUUGGAGUCACAUGGUUGGGGCUUACUCUGACACUUAAAUGGGACAAAGCUGCUGUUAAUGUGAAUUGCACUUGUGUUUUUUCAGCCAUAGUUAAAAAAAUGAUAAUAAAAAAACACCAGGGAAAUUAUCAGUAAAUGAACCCUGACUGAAAAUAGCAAACCCCAUAUAAUUUGAUAUACCACAUGCUUGGAUAAGGAUAGAUAACUAUAAAAAGGUCAUGCCACAGUUUCAAUGGCAUCUGAUUCACAGCUUUUAUACCAUAAGAAAGGAAAUAUCUCACAGUCACAUGGCUGUGACAAACUUGACAUGACAGAGACAUCAUUAAUGUCAUUAUAUCAUGCAUCUUUCCGCUUUCAGGGAAAUUAUUUAGUAAAUUAGUUUAAAUAAAAAUCAUACAAAGCCUUUUCUUAACACAGAAUAGUCGACUGUAUUUAAAUAGAAUAACUCUUAAUUGACAGUUUACUGUCAUCUGUACAAAGCCAUCAUUUGAAGCAUCUGAUGAUUUCAGGACAUGAAGAAUAGACGAAUACAUGUCUUACUGACAGCAAAAAUAUUGUGGCCAAAACAAAGCAAUUGUUAAUGUUACUGACACAUGCAGUCUUCUAAUGUGUAAUUUUAUCAUGAUUUAUCUAUGUGAUUUUUAGUGUCUGUCAUAAACAAAAAAAACUCCUCACAUAAGCCUUAACCUUAGAGACAGACAUUGUUCAUUAAAAAUAACGGGGGGCUAUUUAGAAGGCCUUAAAGCAGGAUUUUUCAGCAGAUGUUUCAAAGUUGUUAGUUUGACUUUUUGUUCUUGUGAUGUGGCAUUUAGCAUUGUUUACCCUUCAUUUAUUUGUAAAACUUCUCACUUCUUUUAUUUAUUUUUUGUGAAGGAGUUGACUUCAAAAUGAAAACCCUAGAAAUAGAUGGUGUCAAGGUGCGAGUACAGAUAUGGUAGGUGAAGUGAAAAUGUACAAUUUUGCUGCAUUCAUAUUAACGAACGUGCAAAUGCCUGAAUGAUUUUUGUCUGUUGAUGAUGUGUUUUUUUUUCUGUGCAGGGACACAGCUGGUCAGGAGCGUUAUAAGACCAUUACCAAACAGUACUACAGGAGAGCACAGGUGAGCCCUCCACAUGAACCAUCUCUGGAAUUCAGUUACCUUAAUUGAUUAUUGUUAUCAUGUAUUUAUUUUGCUUUGGUGAAUUGUCGUCCAGGGCAUUGUCUUCGUCUAUGAUAUCACAAACAGACUGUCCUUUCAGCACCUAGCCAUGUGGGCCGGUGAUGUGGAUGAAGUAAGACAUUCAGCACUCUUGUUUUGCUCCCCUGCUGUCCCUGCCUAUUAAAAGUCACCUAGUAUUUGUGUUAUCACUCAGCUUUAUGAUGUGUUGUGGUUUAGUUUUACUGACAAGAAGAUGAAGUCCCUUAUCUCUAUCAUUUUUGGGGUUCUUUUUGCAGUUUGCCCCAGACAAGGUGCAGAGGAUUUUAGUAGGAAACAAGAGUGAUGAUGAGCCCAGCAGGCAGGUGACAAAGGAGCAGGGAAGCAAGGUUUGUUGGAUUGUUCUUUAAGGUUUUCUUUUUCUUUUUAAAAUAAAAAAACUGUGCUGUUUACAUGGAAAUGCUCAGAAGCUAACCUGACUGCUCAGUAACUGAAAGAUUCAGUUUUCUUAUUUAAUUUGCCUUGCAUACUAUUCACCAAAGUUCAAAAGUGCUCUUUAAAUGCAACUUUUAUGAGGUAUUUUUUGUUCACAUAGAAUAUAAUUGAUUUUAUUUUAGGAAUAAAAUAAAAUUAGACCCAGUUACACUUAGCUGUUGGCCCCUGGCACAAUAAUUAAAACCAUAAAACCCUACUCAUAAAAAAAGACUGCUAAGUGAAAUCACUAAAAGUGCUCUUUUGUUGUUUAAUUUAAGUUUUUUGAGGAGAAACCAGCCAGAUUAGCUGUUCAGUGCUCUGCAGGCAGAGGAACAAGAAUGUGUCACGCCUGUGAAAAGUGUAAGAAUAAAAGGGCUUACUGCCGGCAAAGUAAUACGCCAAAGAAUUCCUUAAUAAAGGGUGAAUUUACACAGACAUUCAUAUCAGGGUCUGAGUCUCUGAAAUUAGCCAAAUUACUUAGUAGGGCUGAUGUGGUGUGCAACAGUUGGUAGCCUAGCUUCUGUACUAGUUCACCAGCUGGUUUCCCGAUUAAGACGCUGACCAGGAUUCCCCAGCGGGUAAUACACAUCCUACUGAGAAGUACCUCAUACAACCCCACCUUUAAAAAAAUCCCUUAAGACUGUGUGGAUGAUUGGUAAACACUCAACACCAAGAGCAAAUUUAUGUUCCAGCUGAUGACUGCUAGUCUGUAUUGUUCUCAGUCUUGGUAAUGCCACAGGAAUCCCCCCAUGUUCAUGUUGGAGUAAUGUUACUCUGCUAUUGUGUUCCUCCUCUGCUUGAUUAUCUGAGAUAAACUCUGUGACUUUUCUGUGGAGUACCUUAAUUUUGUUUUAUUUUUAACCAUAUCCACCUGGACCUUGCAGCUUGCAGAAACCUAUGGGAUGGACUUCUUUGAGACCAGUGCCUCCACUAGUACCAACAUCAAUGAGGUAGGACACCCUGUAUGUCACAAAAUAAACAGUCAAACAUGUCAGGGAACUCCCUGUUGUGCUUAAAUUUACGAUGUUUAUUUUUCCUCCUCCUCGUUCCUUCAGUCCUUCACGCGAGCAACAGAACUGGUGCUGCAGGCGCACAUGAGAGACGUGGACGACCUGUUGGGAUCUUUGGAUGAUUACCUGGAGAAAGCUGCUCUGGAGACAGAGAGAAGCACUCAAGAGACUAAUGACAACACCCGAAAGACUUGUGCCUGUUAAAAACGAGAGAUGUUAUUGUGCCAUGGCUCAGGCUAAAGACAAUUUUUCUCCCCACUAUGGCUUUACCCUGUUAUUAACAACCUUCUUCAUACCAUGACCUGCUGGCUGCGCAGGAGUUCAACUGGUUUCACCUUUCAAAGUUAAAACAGUGAUAUGCUGGUGAAUGUGGCUACCACAUGCAACCAGCAGGGGGCAGUUUUAGUGCUUAGUGAAAGAAAGGAGUGAAGUAAAAAAAUGCUCUAAUUUACACAAGUGAGCAGUUUUCCUCAAUAUCUGCAUUUUUUUACAUUUUCUCCUUAACAUAGAUGAUUUGUAAAGGCCCAUUGAAAAAAUUAUUUAGGGAGCUGGAAACAGAUACAUGCUCAAACAUGGCAGCCUGAGGAUGAUGAAUAAUUUACACCUUGAAACUCAAACCAUGCAAGGGUGGAGUCAUUUACACAACAGACUUAUUUCCUUGUGAGAGACAGUGCUGUGGCUUGUCCACUGACCUUUCUGAAUGGAGUACAUAUUUAUUCUCCAGCUUGAAUGUACAGUUUUUUUAUGAGUAUGACUGUCACUGCUUCCUUUUCCAGUGCAUCCCAGUACUGUAACUUUCCAGGGUUUUUUGAGGUGCCAUACAAGAUGUAGCUUCAUUCUUAGUUUUGAAACUCAAAGAUGUUCAAAUCAAGCCAUAAAUGAGUGAAUAAAUGAAAGUUAUUUAAAA
Messenger RNA from Xyrichtys novacula (pearly razorfish), 5210 nucleotides. NCBI's taxonomy places the organism in Eukaryota, Metazoa, Chordata, Actinopteri, Labriformes, Labridae. The record is from the annotation of a GenBank genome assembly.